Molecule: messenger RNA, 7577 nt
Organism: Hippoglossus stenolepis (Pacific halibut)
Lineage: Eukaryota; Metazoa; Chordata; Actinopteri; Pleuronectiformes; Pleuronectidae
Gene: pik3c2a
Product: phosphatidylinositol-4-phosphate 3-kinase, catalytic subunit type 2 alpha
Exons: 33
Coding region: 611-5788 (1725 amino acids)
Biological process (GO): phosphatidylinositol 3-kinase/protein kinase B signal transduction; phosphatidylinositol-3-phosphate biosynthetic process; cell migration
Cellular component (GO): cytoplasm; phosphatidylinositol 3-kinase complex; plasma membrane
Molecular function (GO): 1-phosphatidylinositol-4-phosphate 3-kinase activity; 1-phosphatidylinositol-3-kinase activity; phosphatidylinositol binding
Source: RefSeq, a predicted model, not a curated record
ACAAACCUCCAGGGCAGUGGACGUGAGUGUGGAAAAGUUUCCGCCCGCGGUCGUGUGGAAGCGGCGGCGGCUCCGUCGUGCUCUGCCCGGUCCCGACGCACCGAGCCUGCUCCUCUUCCUUGUUGUGAGCGGUCGGCAGGAGCGGAGCACAGUCCUGGUUACUUUUAAAUUAUUAAAACCACUGUCUCUCUCAGAGCCCGGGGCACUACUCGGAGUUGUUCCCGUUUAGCUAACCCCAGUCCGCCUUUGUGUUCCCGUGAGCGACGCGCUCCUCCACUUUGUGUGCAGUUUUGCGAGCUUUAGCCGCUAAACUUAGCAUCCAACAAAGUUAAAGUUGCUACCAAGCGCUACCAAAAGUGUCCAGAAGUGACAUUUGAUGCGGCUCACCGGGUUGUUUGGCUUCGCAACUUUGAUAUGACGUGUUGGAAUGUUGUUAACUCUCAUUAACAAGCAGCUAGCUCGUAUUUGAAGAGUCGUGAGGAAAGGAAUUGUUCGUUGAACGAUACUCGACGCAUCAGUUGGUGUCAGGUGUUUAAAGCUCUGCUCCACAGCCUUUUGGGCCACGCUGACUUAAAAGCUAUCAUACUCAUGGCACCUUCCAGUUGACAGAAUGGCCCAGAUAUCAAGUGGUAAUGGGUUCAAGAUGGAUGUCCCCAAACCAAAGGGGGUUGUGGGUAAAGAGGAAGCCCUCCGAAUGGAAGAAGAAGCUUUGGCAAAAUUGCAAAAGGAGAAGAGGCCCACUCUUUCAACUUCAACACCCUCAUCUAUGUAUGCAACGUCCACAUCUUCCUCAAAACCAAAAACAUCUAAAUAUACCACUACUGCUCCUCAUCCUUCACCCUGUGUUAGGAGACCAGAAAAGGACCUCAUUGUCUUCCCAGAGACCAAGAAGCAGGCAGAGCAGGUCAGGUUCAGGGAUAUUGAUGUGGACAAGCUAACCAAUGAAGAACUUGAAAAGCUCUUACUGGAUGAAAACUUUGGGGCUAACAGCAAAGUCUCCCGCCCCUCGUCACUGCUGGGGUUUAAUCUCAGUGCCUCUUACCCUGGAAGCCAUUCCUGUACCUCCUCACCUUUCCAGGGCAGUCAGUGGUCACCUGUUCUGUCCACUCCAUCAAGCUCUAGUGUGUCUACUCCCACCCAUCAACCCACCCCAUUGUUUCCCUCUGCUCCAUUCCCCAAACCAGGCACUUUUCAAAAUGGUUUCACUCCAACCAUAUCCCCCUUUAUGGCUCUGCCAGCACAGCAGACAUCCUUCAUGGCCUUCACUCCCAUCCAGCCUGCUGCUGCCAUGGUCUUCCCACAACCAGCUGUGGACCCAGAGAUGGCCAAACUGUUUGACAAGAUUGCCAGCACCUCAGAAUACUUGAAGAAUGGCAGAUCGGCCAGCACUGACCUAGAUUCCUCUCAAGUGGGCACAGCUUCGCUGGCACCCAACCCACCAGCCCAGCAGCCAGCAGGAAUGGAAUCCUCGAGCGUCAAUCGCUUUGACUGGUUAGAUCUGGACCCCCUGACAAAGCAUAAAGCUGAGAAUGAGGAAGGGACCCAGGUGUCAGGAGAUACUGCACAGACAGUACCAGUACCUGCAGGGGAUCCUUGGGAUGCAGUGCUCGAGACUGAAGGGAACAGUAGUAACAGCAGCUCUCCGCUGGAGGUGAAAGCACCACUGUCAGUUCGCUCACAGCCCAGGAGGGCAUCCACAGGAGCUGCUGUCACUAGGAGUCACUCGCUCAACAUCCCAGGGACCUCCUCCCAGCACAAACCAAACAAUCAGGACAAGGGAACAGGUUUGGUGAAGAACGCCGCCCUGGAACAACAGGACGCUCAAAACCUUGAGGUUGUCGCCUUCUGUGAAGACGUUAAAAUCCUGCGUUCGAAAUUCCCUCAUGGUGACAUCUCCACCAACCCUGGCUUCGUCCUCAGCCCUGUCAUCACCCAGAGAGACAGUGGAGGUGACAAUAGCUGUUCUGUCAAGGUUUCUAUUGAAAUCUCGGAAUCUCAGCAGCCUGUAACCUUCACCUGUGACGUGAGUUCUCCGGUGGAGUUGUUGAUCAGCCAGACUCUCUGCUGGGUCCAUGAUGACCUGGAUCAGGUCAACUUCUCCAGCUACCUGCUCAAAGUCUGUGGCCAGGAGGAGGUGCUACAGAAUAAACACAGCAUCGGCAGCCAUGAGUAUGUCCAGAACUGCAGGAAGUGGGAGAAUGAGAUCACAUUACAACUACUCUCUCAUUCCACCAUGAGAAGAGACUUGGCACGCAGUGCUGAGGAUGACAACUCUACAAUAGACCUAGACAAGCACCUGGGCCAGGUGGAGAGGCCUUUUAAGGAGACUGUCACCAGACAAGGCCUGGUUGACUAUUUGGAAGGCUAUCACAAUCAAGUCAACAUCUGCCUACAAAAUCAGAGUACGCAGUAUAAGACGGUGGACCGGGUGGUGCAGACAGUGAAGAACCUGUGCUGUGCUCUGGAUGAGGUGGAGACCCAAGCCAUUACAGAGGCCAUCAAAAGACUGCGACACUCUGUCAAUUUACCACGGACACGCUCACCCAAGAUAGGGUCCACAUCACCUGGUCAAUCAUCAGAUGGUUACACCAGUCCUGUGGAGGAGAGCAUGGCCUUGCUAACGCAGGCUGUCUACGACCUGGCCAAGCUGUACCUGCGCUCCUUCUCUGCUACCUCCUCCUCCUUCAGCUCACGUCCGCUGCCGGAGCCCUCAGACGAGGAAACUGUGCAGGGGAGGAGCAGCAAAGAAGCUUCUGGCACCACAGACCACCUUCAGUUCACCCUGUUUGCUUUGCAUGGCAUCCCGGCCAACUGGGUCAGCAGCUAUGAGAAAUACUUCCUGAUGUGCUCCCUCACCCACAAUGGCAAAAACCUGUUUAAACCGGUCCAGUGCAAGAGAGUGGGCACAUACAAAAGCUUCUUCUACCACGUCAAAUGGGAUGAACUGAUCAAUUUCCCCAUUGCAGUGGCUGUGCUCCCACUGGAGUCCAUACUGAGCCUGUCUCUGUUCGGGGUGCUGAACCAGAAUGCCGGUGGCUCCCCAGACUCCAACAAGCAGAGGAAAGCUCCAGAGCAGCUGGGCAAAGUGUCUAUGCCGCUCUUUGACUUCAGAGGGGUGCUUGCCAGGGGCAGCAGGCUGCUCUGUCUGUGGACGUCUGCCCAGGGAGCUGCUGCCACUGCUGGCUCUACAGGCGGCCACAAGAAGAUGCCCACAGAGAGAAUUACAAUGCAGGUGGACUUUCCCAACUCAGCGGUGGAUGUUUUAUAUGUGGGACCCAAGGAGGACCCCAGCCCGGAGCCCCACUCUCUGGAGGAGUUGGACCCAGACCUCCGACGCAAACUGGAGAAAAUCUGCAGCCGAGCUUCAAAUUUCGGGCUAAAACGGGCUGAUCACCAAAUCAUAUGGGACCAUCGGCUCCACUGUCAGAGGGACCACCCCAGCAGCCUGCCCAAAGUGCUGGCCAGUGCACCCAGCUGGGACUGGGCCAGCAUGGCUCACAUCCACUCCCUGCUGCACCAGUGGCCCACUCUGCCCCCCGUCACUGCACUGGAGCUGCUCGACUCAAAGUUUGCAGAUACAGAGGUGAGAAGUGUGGCUGUUAGUUGGAUUGAGAAGAGUAGUGAUGAUGAACUAGCUGGUUACCUGCCACAGCUUGUACAGGCCUUAAAGUUUGAGUGUCACCUAAAGAAUGCCCUGGUCAUCUUCCUGCUGUCCAGAGCACAAGGCAACAUCAACAUCGCCCACUACCUCUGCUGGCUGCUGAAGGACGCUGUGCAGGAUCCUGGCUGGGGCUGGCGUUAUGAACGGGUGCUGGGUGCCCUGUUGUGUCUGUGCGGAGCCAAGCUGAGGGCGGAGCUGGAGAAACAGACUCACUUUGUCACCCUGCUGGGAGCCGUGGCCGAGAGGGUCAGGCAGGCCGGGGGCUCCACACGACAGUUGGCACUGCAGGAGGGCCUCGAGAAUGUGCAGAACUUUUUCCAGAGGAACUCCUGCCGACUGCCUCUCAGCCCCAGUCUGGUGGCCAAGGAACUAAACAUCAAGGCCUGCUCCUUCUUCAACUCCAACGCAGUUCCCCUCAAGUUGGUCCUGGUCAACGCCGACCCACUGGGAGAAGAGAUCAAUGUUAUGUUCAAGGUUGGAGAAGACCUGAGGCAGGACAUGUUGGCUUUGCAGAUGAUCCGCAUCAUGGAUCGCAUCUGGCUGCAGGAGGGGCUCGACCUCCGCAUCGUCAACUUCAAAUGCAUCUCCACUGGCAAAGACAAAGGCAUGGUGGAGCUGGUGCCGUCCUCCGACACCCUGAGAAAGAUCCAAGUGGAGUAUGGCAUCACCGGAUCCUUUAAGGACAAACCAUUAGCAGAGUGGCUCCGCAAGUACAACCCUGCUGAGGAUGAGUAUGAGAAGGCAUCAGAGAACUUCAUCUACUCAUGCGCGGGAUGCUGUGUCGCAACUUACAUCCUGGGCAUCUGCGAUCGCCACAAUGACAACAUCAUGCUGCGCUCCACUGGUCACAUGUUCCACAUUGACUUUGGCAAGUUCCUGGGCCAUGCCCAGAUGUUUGGCUCCUUCAAAAGGGACCGAGCGCCAUUCGUCCUGACCUCUGACAUGGCGUACGUCAUCAACGGAGGCGAGCGUCCCACCAGUCGUUUCCAGCUGUUUGUAGACUUGUGCUGUCAGGCCUACAACCUCAUCCGCAAGCACUCCGGCCUUUUCCUCAAUCUGUUGUCACUGAUGACGGCGUCAGGCCUCCCAGAGCUAACUGGCUCUCAGGACCUCAAAUAUGUGUUUGACGCUCUGCAGCCCCACAACACAGACGCUGAGGCAACUAUCUUCUUUACCAGGUUAAUUGAGUCCAGUCUGGGCAGCGUGGCCACCAAGUUCAACUUCUUUAUCCACAACCUCGCCCAGCUACGAUUCUCUGGCCUUCCGGCCAAUGAUGAGCCCAUUCUGUCUUUCUCCCCCAAGACCUACACCAUUAAACAGGAGGGCCGCAUUCUCCAAACAUCCAUCUUUUCCUUCCAGAAAAGAUACAACCCUGACAAGCAUUAUACAUAUGUAGUGAGGAUCCUGAGGGAAGGUCAGAACGAGCCGCAGUUUGUCUUCCGCACUUUUGAUGAGUUCCAGGAGCUCCACAACAAACUGACCAUACUUUUCCCGCUCUGGAAGCUACCGAGUUUCUCGAACAAAAUGGUGCUUGGUCGCACCCACAUUAAAGAUGUGGCAGCCAAGAGGAAGCUGGAGCUCAACAACUAUGUCCACAACCUGAUGAGGAGCUCCACGGAGGUCACUCAUUGUGACCUGAUCUACACCUUCUUUCAUCCAAUUGCACGAGAUGAAAAGACAGAGGGUUUAGACGCCGUGCCCAAAGCACCAGAGCCUCCACUCAGUCCCACUUCUGGUCGGGUGGAAGGAGAAGUGAAGCUCUCGAUCUCCUACAGGAACAGCACUCUCUUCAUUAUGGUCAUGCACAUCAGGGAUCUGGUGUCUGAAGAUGGAACCGAUCCCAACCCGUAUGUUAAAACCUACCUGCUUCCAGAUCCACACAAGACUUCCAAACGCAAGACAAAGAUCUCGAGGAAAACCAGAAACCCUACUUUCAAUGAGAUGCUGGUGUACAGUGGCUACAGCAAGGAAACCCUGGGCCUGCGGGAGCUUCAGCUCAGCGUGCUCAGUGCUGAGUCACUGCGUGAAAACUACUUCCUUGGCGGCAUCACGCUCAGACUCAAAGACUUUGACCUCAGCAAGGAGACGGUCAAGUGGUACAAACUUACAGCCGUCCCCUACUUCUAAUCCCCAACCUGCCUCUCCCUGUAGCCGGGAACAAGUCUCCACACAAACGCUGCAUUCACAUCAAAUGGGAAUAGCUAACUGAGGGUGCCGUACUUUGAAAAUAUUGGUCUCCUCAUCUCAACAAAAUGCUUCUUCGUUUUCUGGGAUUUCCGACAUCACCAAAUUUGAAGUAUAUAUAGACCGUUUCUUUCACAUUUACCAUAUUGUCGUUGAAAAUAUGUGUAGAACAACUGUAGAAUCAGUAGGAACCUGAUUCUGUCAAAUUUCCUCAAGGCAUCGUUACUGCUGCAAAUAAGUUUUAACCAUCGUUGUGUUGCCUCAGAAGUUAUUCCCAUGUGAUGUCAAUGCAGGCGGGCGACAGAACAGGCCAAUUCACACACACCCCCUCAAAGAGAAGCCUGCUCAUUCUUCACUAUUCUCUCUCCCUCUUUAACUAAUCAAGAUUGUUUCUGUGACAAACAAUCUCCGCUUAUUUUGUGUCUUUUUCUCCUAAACUAUAAUGAAGAGCUGUAAUGUUUUGUACAUUUUGAUAUUAGAGGACCAAAACGGCUUACUUGCAGAAGAGUAUAUAUAGAUUGACACAUUUAUUUUUUAAGGACUAGAAAGGGGGGCUCACUUUUACACUUUCCAUGUUUAUUUCCUACAUAGACAAAUAGGAGGCAUCAGGGUUCCCUGCACUCCGGCGGACACUUCUGGGUAGAGUAGUCCAACACACACCAGAUUCCACGAAAUAAAGAGUGACCUUAUUAUUCCCCGAGAAUGUGCCAAAACGAAUGAGGAUGGCAAAUCAAACCACUCUCCCUGACAGGGAGCUGAACAGGGUGCCUUUGUUUGUGCUCACAAUCUCUUUUUAAUGCUCGACUUGGCCUAUAUAUAUUUUAUUAACAAUGUGAUAUGUCCUUAUUAAAGAAAAAUCUAUAUUCUGUAAAGCUAUAUCAGUAGAUCUUCCAGAGCAGGUCUGCUGCCGGACCGCCAUCAUAAGGAUUUUUUUUGUUGUCACAGUGGACUGCCACUUAAUGCACACUACCAGGUCUUUCUCUCGUGGUAUUACUUGACUAUUUUCACACAGCACACAUUAAAGGGGAAUUUGUAUCAUAAGCUUUGGAACGUGCUCUUGUCUGUGCUCUGGAUGAGGAAAUUACAGUUGCCCUGAUCAUGACACUGAUCACAUGUCAGUUUCAGACGUUUCCCAGUUUCCCGUUUUUCAGACUUGCAGAGAGCCGUCUGGGAACCGGAUUUAAAACUAGAGACAGGACAUGAGGCUCGUUCAGCUCAGGCAGCGACAGCAGACCCACUCCUAGUGCCUCACUGUGGUGUAAUGACGCCAUGCUGGCCAAACGUCUCACAAUAUCUCAAACUGCCAGUGAAGUCCACAUCCAGUCAGGUUUUCUAGUAUUUCUAACUGAGCACAGAUCAGCAGUAAAAGGGCAACUUUAACUUCACGUAUCUUUACAAAAAGGGAACCAGAUGCUGAGCAAGAAAUUAGCUGCUUUCCCCUCCGCUCGCUAACUAUAAAUCUAAACUUGUUAAUGUUUAAUAAAGAAAUUAUGAUGAAUUUAUCUAAAAAAAGUUUUUUUUUAAGAGAAGAUCUACACAACAGUGAUCUGAGAGUAACUCUCUAAAUAUUAGUGACUUGAUUCUCUCUUUUAGUGACUGUACAAAGAAAGCAAGCAGAGUUUGUAUUAACAUGGCCAGUUAUUUAUUCUUAAUUGGUGACCUGUAACCUGAAUGGAUCAGUGUGUACUGUAAUCCCUCUUUCCUAAAGCAAAUAAAUGUUUUUGGAACAAAA